AUGCCUGUUGCCAGUAGCAGGCCUUUAAAGUCAGGCGGGUACGGGCUAUUCCACAUACUGAUUUCGGCUCAAGCACCAAUUGUGGAACACAGUUUUUAUAGCCUCCAAAAAUUCAGAAAUCGCACGGGUAAUUUUGUGGAGGCCUAUGAAUCAGAGGUGGAGAAUGCUAAUAAAACAUCGAAGUGGAGCUGGGAUAACAAGAAAGCAUUUGAAUGUCAUCAUGA
Molecule: messenger RNA, 224 nt
Organism: Cetraspora pellucida
Lineage: Eukaryota; Fungi; Glomeromycota; Glomeromycetes; Diversisporales; Gigasporaceae
Source: the annotation of a GenBank genome assembly